AUGGCCGCAUUCAGUGAUAUACCCCUCGAAAAAGCUAGUAUUAUCUCAACAGUAAUCGAGGGGGUCUUGUAUAGAUUCUCCCUCUUUAUGUUCGCCAUAACACUAUGGGUCCUAUUCUUCCGCCGGUCAACGAAGGAAGUCAACCGACCAAUGGUUGUUGUUGCAAUACUGCUCUUUGUGUUCAGUACCAUGCAUCUCGCAGUCAAUAUACAUCGAAUCAUCUUGGGACUUGUGAAUAACAGAAACUAUCAAGGUGGCCCUGGCAAGUGGUUCUCCGAGCCUUCGCAGCCCACCUUCAUUUUCAAGAACGCGAUAUAUACAUUGCAGACCGUGCUGGGCGACGGUGUAGUCAUUUAUCGCUGUUAUAUGGUCUGGCAAUCCAUCUAUAUCAUCAUAUUUCCCUUGAUCAUGUUGGCUGGGGUUGCUACCACAGCCAUUGGAAGUCUUUGGGCUUGCUCGCAUGCCCCUCAAAUAUAUCAUGAUAUUUUCUCACAACGGACUGGACAUUGGGUUACAGCCUUUUUGUCAUCUACGCUCUCUACCAACCUCAUCUGCACACUCCUCCUCGCAUUUCGGAUCUGGCAGAUAAAUUCUCGCGCCCGAAAUCACCUUGGCGGCUCUACGCUUAUGCCUGUGCUCCUUAUUGUCAUUGACGCUGGUGUAUUAUACUCUGUCACCCUUCUUACAACACUAUUGUGUUUCGUCGAUCAUUCCAAUGGACAAUAUGUUGUCCUUGAUAUGAUCAUGCCGAUCAUUUCGAUCGCAUUUUACAUGGUCAUCAUUCGUAUCGGUGUUGCGAAAGUUGCCCCUUCACGUCAAAAGGGCUCUUCUGGGGUUGGUAACCCGAUCGGCCAAAUGCACAAUCGGGACUACGCAAUGCGGCCACUCGAGGUGCACAUAUCGCAGCUAACGGAGGCCCAAAAAGACACAAUUGAUGAGCGGAGUGAUGUGUAG
Messenger RNA from Heterobasidion irregulare TC 32-1, 954 nucleotides. RefSeq lists its product as uncharacterized. The record is from RefSeq and is a predicted model, not a curated record. Lineage: Eukaryota; Fungi; Basidiomycota; Agaricomycetes; Russulales; Bondarzewiaceae. Bases 1 to 954 code for a protein of 317 amino acids. The transcript has 7 exons.